CCUGACUCACCAUCAAAUUCACACAGCUACUGCCCAUCUCCUCUCUCUCGAUCCGUCCGCUCCCCAUCCCGGCCGCCGUCUCCUCCCCGCCGCCGCCUCCCACUCCACGCCGCCGCCUCUCUCCAAAUCCCGACCAUGGAGGGGAACCUGGACGCGGCGAUCGAGUCGCUCCUGAACGUGGAGAAGCAGUGCAGGCUGGCCGGGGACGUGGCCGGCACCAGGAAGGCCGCCGUCGACAUCGUCGAGCUCUGCUUCAAGGACGCCGCGUGGAAGACGCUCAACGACCAGAUCGUCGUCCUCUCCAAGCGCAGGGGCCAGCUCAAGCAGGCCAUUACUGCUGUGGUUCAGAAAGCGAUGGAGUACAUUGACGUGACACCAGAUGUAGACACCCGUAUUGAGCUUAUCAAAACAUUGAGCAGCGUCGCUGCUGGAAAAAUAUAUGUAGAGAUCGAGAGAGCUAGAUUGAUCAAAAGACUUGCAAAAAUCAAAGAGGAGCUGGGAAAGAUUGACGAGGCUGCUGAUUUGAUGCAGGAAGUUGCUGUUGAAACAUUUGGCUCAAUGGCAAAGACAGAGAAGAUUGCAUUUAUUCUGGAGCAGGUUCGGUUGUGUCUGGAUCGUCAAGAUUAUGUCCGGGCACAAAUAUUAUCCAGGAAAAUUAGCCCUAGGGUCUUUGAUGCAGAUACAUCAAAGGAAAAAAAGAAACCAAAAGACGGUGAUAAUAUGGUUCAGGAAGCCCCUGCGGAGAUACCGUCACUCUUAGAACUGAAGCGCAUCUACUAUGAACUGAUGAUUCGCUAUUACUCACAUAACAAUGAUUACCUUGAAAUCUGCCGUUGCUACAAGUCGAUUUAUGAAAUUCCAUCAGUAAAAGAGGAUCCAGCAAAGUGGAUACCGGUUCUUAGGAAGAUUUGCUGGUACUUGGUGCUGGCUCCUCAUGAUCCAAUGCAGUCGAGCCUUCUCAAUGCUACACUAGAGGAUAAAAAUCUUUCUGAGAUCCCAAAUUUCCGGUUACUACUGAAGCAACUCGUUACCAUGGAGGUGAUUCAGUGGACAAAGUUGUGGGAAUUCUUCAAGGAUGAGUAUGAGAAUGAGAAGAAUUUUCUUGGAGGAGCUUUAGGUACCAAAGCUGCGGAAGAUUUGAAGCUGAGGAUCAUCGAACAUAAUAUCUUGGUUGUUUCGAAGUACUAUUCAAGGAUCACCCUGAAGAGGAUUGCGGAUCUUCUUUGCUUGAGCUUGCAGGAAGCAGAGAAACAUCUUUCAGACAUGGUGAACUCAAAGGCCUUGAUUGCAAAGAUUGACAGACCAAUGGGGAUCAUAUCGUUCCGGACAGCUCAGGACAGCAACGGGGUGCUCAACUCGUGGGCGUCGAACCUCGAGAAGCUUCUUGACCUUGUUGAGAAGAGCUGCCACCAAAUACACAAGGAGACCAUGAUCCACAAGGUGGUGUUGAAAGCGUAAUGUGUAACCGUUUUGAGUUAGAUGGCCUUCUUUAAGCCCUCUGCCCUGCCAUUUGAAUGGUCUAGUAUCACAAUCUCAGGAUGGGCAAAACUAUUCUCUGCUCAAGCAUCACAUGCUUGCUUAGGGAACUCGUGUGUGAAUGUCUGAAAAUACUGUAACCACAGAACGAUGAAUACCAUUGGCUGUGCUCGUUUUCACAGCUCAUAUACUUUUCUGAACAUUGUUUGUAUUCUUUGCCAUCUGCUCUUCUGAACCUAGAUGUAUCUGCUCUUCAGAACUAGACCCAGUUUCUCAUUGA
This is a messenger RNA of Lolium rigidum, 1756 nucleotides long. RefSeq names its product 26S proteasome non-ATPase regulatory subunit 12 homolog A-like. The coding region runs from base 136 to 1458 and encodes 440 amino acids. The transcript is spliced from 11 exons. NCBI's taxonomy places the organism in Eukaryota, Viridiplantae, Streptophyta, Magnoliopsida, Poales, Poaceae. The record is from RefSeq and is a predicted model, not a curated record. Gene Ontology annotation, cellular component: nuclear proteasome complex; proteasome regulatory particle, lid subcomplex; cytoplasm.